Calidris pugnax (ruff) is the source of this 4940-nucleotide messenger RNA. RefSeq names its product ribosomal protein S6 kinase like 1 (gene RPS6KL1). The transcript is spliced from 15 exons. Gene Ontology annotation, molecular function: protein kinase activity; ATP binding. Bases 20 to 3154 code for a protein of 1044 amino acids. Lineage: Eukaryota; Metazoa; Chordata; Aves; Charadriiformes; Scolopacidae. The record is from RefSeq and is a predicted model, not a curated record. Gene Ontology annotation, biological process: protein phosphorylation.
AGGGCGGCGGUGCGGGGCCAUGAGCCGGGCGGAGGCCGAGCCCUGCUCCCGGGCGCUGGCCCAGGCCCGCGUCUACCUGGGGCAGCUGCGGAGCCGCGUCUCGCCGGCGGGACCGGAGGGCGGCGGGCGGCGGGACUACCUGGUGGAGGCGGCGCGGCAGCUGCGGCUGGCGCUGGAGCGGGACGUCAGCGAGGACUACGAGGAGGCCUUCAACCACUACCAGAACGGCGUGGACGUGCUGCUCCGCGGCGUGCAGGUUGACCCCAACAAGGAGCGUCGGGAGGCCGUGAAGCGGAAGAUCACACAGUACCUGAGGCGUGCGGAGGAGAUCUUCAACUGCCACCUCCAGCGGGCUGCGGGGGGUGGCAACCCCACUGCCACGGGUUACAGCAGCCUGCGCUUCCGGCCCAUCAGGACGCUGAGCUCGGCAGUGGAGAACCUGAGACGCUGCAAGGUUGUGGGAGUGAUCGAUAAGGUGCAGAUCGUCCAGGAUCCAGCUACUGGUGGGACCUUUAUACUUAAGAGCCUCCCCAAAUCCCAUGUUGAGACCCGUGAACGACAGACUAUCAUCCCUCAUGGGGUCCCCUUCAUGGUCAAGCUGCUGUGCUACUACGUGAGUGAAGACUCCAUCUUCCUCCACCUGGAGCACGUGCAGGGGGAGACACUGUGGUCUCACCUCCGCUCCAAGUACAGUGUCCAGCAGGGCUCUGCGGAUUCAAACACCGUCCAAGCCCUGAGGAACCAUGGCAGAGAGGAUGGCGUGGGAAGCUCCCAGGGCAGCAGCCAAGUCUCCAUCUUCUCUGCUCAGAUGGUCACCGACCUCCCAGGCUCAGGAAACACCAAAGCCUUGCCCCCUCGGGAUCAGUCCCCUGACACCACGGACCCUGGCUCGGGGAACCAUUGCCAGCUUCACCCCACUCCCGCCGGUGGCACGAGGGCUGCAUCUGGAGGGCAGGAUCUAAGCAUGACCCAGGCUAUGCCUGGCAUCGUGGACCAUGUUCCAGCAGCAUCAGCCAAAGACCCCAGCCACCUUACCAACCAGGGCCUCGUCAUCUAUCCCUGGGACGCUCUAACCAGCCGCACAGGCUGCAUCUCGGAGAGAGAAGCCUCUCAAGAAGACCCUGGGCCACGUGCCGGUGGAAGGCUUCCCCAGACACCCGUUCCCGUACCAAAGACUGUGGGACGAGGCCAGCUAGGGGCAGGGGAGACACCACCUCGGCAAGGGUCUGAGGUCCCCUGCGCUCGGCCUCUCCUGACCUCGGGUCAGAGGCAACUUCGUGCAGGAGUUGUCCCGUCCAGCUUUGGCAAGCCCCGUGGGCCUGACCCAGCGGCGCAGGGGGCAAACCUGCUCAGAGAGCAGCCACUCUCAGGACAGUGCCAGUUCCUGGCUUCCCGUGGACACAGCCAGAGAGCGUGGGCUGUGAAGGAGGAGCAGGUGCAGCUGUGGGCAGCAGAAAUCCUCCUGGCCUUAGAGGGACUUCACCAACAGGGUGUAUUGUGCCGGGACCUCAACCCCAGGAACCUGCUGCUUGAUACAGCCGGUCACGUCCGUCUCACCUUCUUUGGCCAGUGGACAGAGGUGGAGCCCCAGUGCUGCAGCCAGGCACGAGAAGAGCUGUACAGUGCCCCAGAAGUGGGGGGGAUCACGGAGCCCACCGAAGCAGCCGACUGCUGGAGCUUUGGUUCCCUCUUGUACGAGUUGCUGACAGGAGUGCCACUCUACCAAAACCACAAAACCCAAACCGCCCCCACACCCAGCCUCCCCAAAUCCCAUGUUGAGACCCGUGAACGACAGACUAUCAUCCCUCAUGGGGUCCCCUUCAUGGUCAAGCUGCUGUGCUACUACGUGAGUGAAGACUCCAUCUUCCUCCACCUGGAGCACGUGCAGGGGGAGACACUGUGGUCUCACCUCCGCUCCAAGUACAGUGUCCAGCAGGGCUCUGCGGAUUCAAACACCGUCCAAGCCCUGAGGAACCAUGGCAGAGAGGAUGGCGUGGGAAGCUCCCAGGGCAGCAGCCAAGUCUCCAUCUUCUCUGCUCAGAUGGUCACCGACCUCCCAGGCUCAGGAAACACCAAAGCCUUGCCCCCUCGGGAUCAGUCCCCUGACACCACGGACCCUGGCUCGGGGAACCAUUGCCAGCUUCACCCCACUCCCGCCGGUGGCACGAGGGCUGCAUCUGGAGGGCAGGAUCUAAGCAUGACCCAGGCUAUGCCUGGCAUCGUGGACCAUGUUCCAGCAGCAUCAGCCAAAGACCCCAGCCACCUUACCAACCAGGGCCUCGUCAUCUAUCCCUGGGACGCUCUAACCAGCCGCACAGGCUGCAUCUCGGAGAGAGAAGCCUCUCAAGAAGACCCUGGGCCACGUGCCGGUGGAAGGCUUCCCCAGACACCCGUUCCCGUACCAAAGACUGUGGGACGAGGCCAGCUAGGGGCAGGGGAGACACCACCUCGGCAAGGGUCUGAGGUCCCCUGCGCUCGGCCUCUCCUGACCUCGGGUCAGAGGCAACUUCGUGCAGGAGUUGUCCCGUCCAGCUUUGGCAAGCCCCGUGGGCCUGACCCAGCGGCGCAGGGGGCAAACCUGCUCAGAGAGCAGCCACUCUCAGGACAGUGCCAGUUCCUGGCUUCCCGUGGACACAGCCAGAGAGCGUGGGCUGUGAAGGAGGAGCAGGUGCAGCUGUGGGCAGCAGAAAUCCUCCUGGCCUUAGAGGGACUUCACCAACAGGGUGUAUUGUGCCGGGACCUCAACCCCAGGAACCUGCUGCUUGAUACAGCCGGUCACGUCCGUCUCACCUUCUUUGGCCAGUGGACAGAGGUGGAGCCCCAGUGCUGCAGCCAGGCACGAGAAGAGCUGUACAGUGCCCCAGAAGUGGGGGGGAUCACGGAGCCCACCGAAGCAGCCGACUGCUGGAGCUUUGGUUCCCUCUUGUACGAGUUGCUGACAGGAGUGCCACUCUACCAAAACCACCCUUCAGGGAUUCAACCUCACACCCAGCUGCAUCUGCCGGAGGGGCUCAGCCUGGCCGCCACGUCGCUGCUCACAGAGCUCCUGCAGUACAACCCAAAGCGGCGCUUGGGCUCUGGAGGAGGUGGCAUGGCGAAGCUGAAGUCCCACGCCUUCUUCAGCACUGUCCCCUGGAACAAGCUGGUGGGCUAGGCAGGCUGUCCUUGGAGGGGAGCUGGGCCCAGGGUCACUGCCCCAGGCACUUGUGACCCCCAGUGGCACUGGCAGCUCUGCCUGCUGGGGGAGGUUUGCCUCAAGGGCUGCCCCGGGGUGGGGUAGGCAUGAGGUUUUGCAGCCUUACAUGUUCUUCUGUCUCUGCUUGUGUUUGUUGGUGUCUCCAAGAGGAGGCUGCAGUCUGGGCUAGGCUGUCUUCUCCUCUAGGUCCUUCCUGGUGGAAAAGGGAUUCCAGGUGCCCACCCCUGGGGAGAGGCCAUGCUCCCCUUCUGGAGCUUCCCUUGCUCAGCUUAGCACCAUGCCCUGGGACUCCCUCCCUGUGGUUUUUAUCUCUGCUGCUACCACAGUGACCUCCCCCCAACCCUGGUAUUUUUUGUGGCUUCCAAGUGCAUCUCCUCCGGGCCCCGCUGGCUGGUGCCCGAGCCCGUCCCUGGUUGCAUGUGUGUGUGUGGGUAAUGUCUGCCGUGGGGUGAGACGGGAAGGAGCCCUCUGCUCCUCUUCCCCCUCCUGCCCCGUCCCCAGCCCUCUGAAAAGAAUAAACCACUCAUUAUCGCUUGCAGAAAUGUCCUUUUGUUUCUGAACUGGACCAGGGAGGCUUGGGCUGAGCCAAGGAGGGCCCCAAAUCUCUCUAAAACCUGUGUGAGAGCCCCAGGUUGGUGUUGCCUACCCUGCAACCAGAACCCAGAAGGUGGCACAGAGUGUUUGGCCAUCUCCCCUCGUGCCCUGCCUGCCUCAUGGCCCCUUGGCUCUGUGCAGCUGUGUGCCUGCAGCUCAGAGCUGGGAAAACGCACAGAGUGCCUGUGUUUCCCACCAGCCUUGACUGUUGUCAUCGUCACCUGCUCUGGCUCCAGCCUCCCAUGCCUGGGUGCUCCUUUCUGCUGGCAGGACAGCAGCCCCACUGCCCUCCUUGCUGUGUGUUCCUGGUAGGACAAACAGUGAGGGUUUAAAGGGAUGAACGCCGAGAACCAGCACUGCUGGAAGGAAGGUAAGAGCAAACACAAACCAGGAUGGAAGAAAAGGUGGGUGCUGUGCUCAUCUGUGCAUAGCAGUAACACCCUGCUCCUUGCUGACCCGGCCCUGGCUCUCGGGCAGCAGCAGGAGCACUUGUCCACCAGAGGGAAGCAGAGCCCGAAGAAACUCAUCUCCCACCCCAACAAAGGUAGAGGACACCUCAAAAGCUGUGCAGAAGCAAGAGGACUAACCAAGGAGCAGACCACUAAGCAGGUCAGAUGCCGGGAGCAGCAGAGCCCAUGGGUUUUCCCUCACUAGGGCAGCCUGAACUGGUUGAACUCUCCAACAGCAGCAGGCUCCCCCUUGGCCACCAGCCUCCUAGUCCUGUGCUACUGGACUGACUCUUAGGCCUGUGGCCAAAGCCACAGUACGGCUUCUUGCCACAAAGUGCCCUGGGCAUUUCCCAGGGGGGUCAAAAAGGAAGCUUCAUGCACAGCACCUGCACGACCCUGCUACAGCAAGCCCCGACAGGGCAGAUUAAACAAAGCAGUUUGCUCAGCUGCAUCGUUUUAAGAGCUUGACUAUACAUUCACUCUCAGGGUAGUUCAAAGGCCUCAUUUAUUGCAGCUCCAGACAGAACACACAGGCACUACCCCUCCCCAGGGUCAUGUACAAAGCCAAGGUGAGCCCUCUGAAUCCUAAACCCCCACAGCAGACUGGGCGCUAGCAGCAUUUUUCCAUCAGAACCUUCUCUUUCAUUCAAUUUACUUAUGCAAGAGCAGCUAGACUCUUUGCCCUCCCUUUCCAGCACAGG